Molecule: messenger RNA, 1276 nt
Organism: Phymastichus coffea
Lineage: Eukaryota; Metazoa; Arthropoda; Insecta; Hymenoptera; Eulophidae
Product: dehydrogenase/reductase SDR family member 7
Exons: 7
Coding region: 148-1134 (328 amino acids)
Molecular function (GO): oxidoreductase activity
Source: RefSeq, a predicted model, not a curated record
UGGUGCGCUGCGGGGCCGAAGAGCAACAAGCGACACGCCGUAUGUAGCCAGACACGUCCCGCUAUUGCGCUAGAUCCAGACGCGAUCUUACAAAAAAAGAAAAAAACGGAGUGAAUAAAAACAAUAUAAUACACAUAUCAGCGCGCGAUGGUUAUUACUGCGAUCAUCGUGCUCGGCGUGCUCGGGUACUACUUCGUCUAUGCCGUCCUCGUACGCUUCUUCGACUGCGAUAUCAAGCUCUUCUUCUGCGACAAAUUCGGCAAAUCCGUCAAUACAUUAAGUGGUAAGGUAGUAUGGAUAACGGGAGCUUCCAGUGGAAUUGGUGAACAUUUAGCUUACACUCUUGCCAAAGGAGGUUGCAAACUCAUCUUAUCAGCUAGAAGGGAGAUUGAAUUACAUAAAGUCAAAACUAAUUGUUUAGCAGCUAAUCCAUCACUGCAAGAUCAUGAUAUUCAAGUGGUGGUUUUUGAUGUAAGACUGAUUGAUUCUCACCAAAGAAUAUUUGAUAAUGUUGUGUCAAUUUUUGGAAGACUAGAUAUUUUAGUCAACAAUGCUGGUAGAAGCCAAAGAGCUGUUUGGGAAGAGAUAAACAUUGCAGUUGACAGGGAAGUCUUUGAUUUGAACACAUUUUCAGUUGUGUCACUAAGCAGAUUGGCAAUUAAACAGUUCAAGCGUCAAGGUAGUGGUCACAUUGCAGUUACUUCAAGCUUAGCUGGGAUUAUAGGAGCUCCAUUUUCUGGUUCAUACACAGGCUCAAAACAUGCCAUCCACGGAUACUUUGAUUGUUUAAGACUAGAGAAAAUGAAUCAAAAUAUUACCAUUUCUCUUAUAUGCCCUGGACCAGUACAAACUGAUUUUUUGGCUGAAAGUUUUACUGAGCAAGCUGGAGAGAAAUAUGGAAUUCCAACUGAUGUUGCAUCAAAUAAAAUGUCUGCUGCUCGCUGUGGAAGAUUGUUUGGAGUUGCUCUAGCUAAUAAAUUAGACGAGGUAUGGAUAGCUAAAGCCGGUGCUUUACAACUAACUUAUGCAGUCAAAUAUUGGCCAAACUUAAGCGCUUUGUUCAUGCCAUACGUUGGAACAGCUAUGAUUCAACGAAUGAGAGAUUCUAAAGUUACAGUUACUGUGCAACAAUAAUCAAAUUCUACUUAAUUAGAGAACUAAAUAUUCAUUGUCACUCAUUUCUUUCAAUCAUUUUUGCCAUACAUUGUAUUGUGAUAUUUUUAAUGACAGGAAACAAAGAAAAAAGCAUUUUGUACAAACUAAUUUAUAUUUAUAA